Molecule: messenger RNA, 678 nt
Organism: Brassica napus (rape)
Lineage: Eukaryota; Viridiplantae; Streptophyta; Magnoliopsida; Brassicales; Brassicaceae
Exons: 1
Coding region: 1-678 (225 amino acids)
Source: RefSeq, a predicted model, not a curated record
AUGUUGUUCUUUUAUGAUGGGUUUGUGUGGGUCGCUUGGUUCAAGAAGGUCAUUAUAAAAGGGUCCAUUCACAACUACUGGACAACUAAACCAAGCAGCUCCUACUCAUGGCUAGCCAACAAACUCCUCAAUCUAAAAAAUGAAAUCUUCCCACUCAUCAAAUUGCGGCUGGAGAAUGGUGUCUCUGCUAAAUUUUGGUUUGAUAACUGGACUCCCUUUGGAAGCCUUUCGACUUUCCUCAGUAACUCCUCAUCAAAAUCAGGUAUUCAUGAAAAAGCUUAUGUAGCCUCACAAUGUAGGAAUGGAAUUUGGCUGCUUCCACCUGCAAGAACAGAAGAACAAGUUCAAUUACAGACAUACUUCACUACCGUCACUCUCACUCAGGCUCAGUACUGCUAUGAAUGGGAGCUGGAAGGUAAACCUACUCAGACUUAUAGCAUCCGAGAUGUUUACACUUACUUGAGAGGAGAAAUCAAUUAUGUGAUUUGGUCUUCCUAUGAGAUCCGAAGACACAACUUCCUUGUUUGGUUGGUAAUCCAAAACCGAGGUCCAACUAAAGAGAAAAUACUCGGAUGGAGCUUUCAGGUUUCGCUUUCAGUUUUGAUCUUUGGUCCUUGGCUGCUUCACGGUGUAGGAUCACCCCCACUAGAGAUUGGAACGAUACAGUCUCUUAGAUGA